AUGGCUAUUCCCACCACUCAAAAGGCGCUGGUGUACGACGAGCCCGGCACCAUAUCGACCAAGGUUGUUGACUUGGCAGUGCCGGACCCCGGCCCAGGUGAGGUGCUCGUUCGACUAAGCCAUUCCGGCGUGUGCCAUUCAGACUUGGGGGUCAUGACAAACUCGUGGAGUACAUUGCCGCAUCCCACGCCGGCAGGACAAGUCGGCGGGCAUGAAGGCGUUGGCAAAGUCGUCAAGCUAGGCCCGGGAGCCGAAACCGCCGGCCUGUCCGUUGGAGAUCGGGUCGGCGUCAAAUGGAUAUCCAGCGCAUGUGGUCACUGUGAGCCAUGCCAGGCCGGCUCAGACGGCCUCUGCUUUAGGCAAAAAAUCUCUGGAUACUACACGCCCGGGACGUUUCAGCAAUACGUCACAGGCCCAGCGGACUACGUGACCCGUAUUCCCGAGCAGCUCGACUCGGCCGAGGCAGCUCCCCUGCUCUGCGGAGGCAUAACCGUCUACUCUGCCCUGCGGCGAAGCCAAGCAAGAUCCGGCCAGUGGGUAGUCAUCACCGGAGCGGGAGGCGGCCUGGGUCACCUCGCCGUGCAGCUCGCCAGCCGCGGCAUGGGCCUGCGCGUCGUCGGCGUCGACCACGCGAGCAAAGCCGACCUGGUCCGUUCUUCGGGCGCCGAGCACUUUGUCGACUUUACCCAGUUCCGCAAGGACGACGACGGCGCUGGCGCCGGAAUCACCGCGCACGUCAAGAAGCUGUGCGGCGGCCUGGGCGCCCACGCCGUCAUUGCCUGCACCGCCUCGAACGAGGCGUACGCCCAGGCUCUCGGCUUUUUGCGCUUCAACGGCACCUUGGUGUGCGUGGGCUUGCCGGAGCAUGCUGCCGUUGCUAUUGCCACGGCCAGCCCUGGAGCCAUGGUUGCCAAUCAGUUCACCAUCUGCGGUUCGGCCGUGGGGAAUCGCCGGGACGCAAUCGAGACGCUGGAUUUUGCUGCCCGGGGCGUCAUCAAGAGUCACGUACGGGUGGAGAAGAUGAGCGAGUUGACAAGAGUGUUUGAGGAAAUGGACCAGGGGAAAUUGCAAGGCCGGGUGGUUCUCGAUCUCAUGUAA
This is a messenger RNA of Metarhizium robertsii ARSEF 23, 1098 nucleotides long. Its product is annotated as alcohol dehydrogenase II. The record is from RefSeq and is a predicted model, not a curated record. Bases 1 to 1098 code for a protein of 365 amino acids. The transcript is spliced from 4 exons. Gene Ontology annotation, molecular function: zinc ion binding; oxidoreductase activity. NCBI's taxonomy places the organism in Eukaryota, Fungi, Ascomycota, Sordariomycetes, Hypocreales, Clavicipitaceae.